AUGGGGUGGCUUAUCCGCCUAGCGAUCCUCUGCGCCUGCGUGGCAAGGUACUAUACCCCUGUUGUCCACUAUUUCACGGUGCUGGGGGUGUCUCGAACACCAACCCCUGCGGUGCGACUGGCCUCGGAGCCGUCCUUCGUAAAGAUCGAGGAUACCGUGGUCUGCGAGGAUCUGCACUAUUAUGAGCCGGCCGGGAAGAUCUUCACGGCAUGUGAGGACUCCUAUGCUUCGCGGUUCCAGUGGUUUCCCCCUUUGGGAAACGUGAAAGGAGCUGGAGAUACAGCUGGAUCACUUCAUGUCAUCGAUCCCAAGACAUUGAAAUCAAGUCGCCUGAGGUUCCAGAAUUUCGAAGGCCCAUUCGUCACGCAUGGAAUCGAUGUGAUAGCGGACCCGGGCCGGUCUAAUGCCGUCUAUAUUUUUGCGGUCAACCAUUUACCGAACCCAGAAUAUGAUGGGACGGAGCAGACUUUCAAGGCCCGCUCACAGAUCGAGCUCUUUCACCAUGUCCUGGGGACCGGGGUUGCCAGGCAUGUGCGUUCCAUUCGCCAUCCAAUGAUCGUCACGCCGAAUGAUGUUUACGCCGAAAGUCCGUCCUCUUUUUAUGUGACGAAUGACCACUACUAUCGUCACGGUCUGAAACGUGUGGUCGAAGAUGUUUACCCCUUGGCUCAGUGGACCAACGUCGUCCAUGCCCGACUGGACCAGCUGGAGUCUCCAGACCCGGAAGCUGGGAUCAAUGCCACGACAGCACUGAGCGGGGUCCGAAACAGCAACGGUAUAGGCCGCGGUCAGACCGAGGAAGAAAUGCUCCUCUGUAGUGCCAUAGGAGGAGUCAUGUAUCGGGCUCGAGCGGAUUCCAAAAACCGCAGUAUUUCGAUCUUCGAUGAGGUUCAGUUUGACAGCACGAUUGAUAACCCUAGCUAUUUUGUUGACCCUCACCGGACCCCUUCUGACGACGCCAGUGGGUAUGUUCUGGCCGGACUGCUGGGAGCUGCGAACCUUACCCGGUCCCAUGCGGAUCCUAACGCUCAGGAUGGAGUCAUGGUUUGGCAUGUGCAACAGAAGGCAACGACCAAUGGGACGGCAUCCGCAGACUGGGAAACCCGCCUGAUCUUCGAGGAUGACGGAAAGAAUAUCCACACCGGUAGCUCGGCCAUUAUGGUCCCAACUGACUCGCCGAAACGAGCGCGGCUGUUUGUUACGGGCUUCUCUUCGGAGCACGUCGUUGCAGUGGAAGUGGAACUGUAGCGUAGCCUUGCUUUUUUAUCCCUUUGAAUGUGCCGAGCAUGGCGGAAUUU
Molecule: messenger RNA, 1298 nt
Organism: Aspergillus steynii IBT 23096
Lineage: Eukaryota; Fungi; Ascomycota; Eurotiomycetes; Eurotiales; Aspergillaceae
Product: serum paraoxonase/arylesterase family protein
Exons: 2
Coding region: 1-1248 (415 amino acids)
Source: RefSeq, a predicted model, not a curated record